CCCAUCAACAGUCUCCGCCUCGCUCAACACUUUGAGAGUAACAGACACAAUUAUAAUCCAACACAACAGAACUUCUGUGUUUGAGCCACAGUUUCCUCCAGAAUGUCAGAUACAGCAGAGACACAGGACGCUCCUGCUGAUGAUGUGUCCUCAUCACCAACAUCCUACGAAGCACAGCAACCUCCACCCUACUCUGCAGCCCCAGAAAUGUACCCGGCAACCAAAACCGAGACAGCUUGCACCUAUCAGCCGACCACUGGGUACGAGUCUUUCUGGGACAUCAGCCCAGUAGCGUCAUCGGACACAACUCCACUGAUAGCUCCAUCUUCUUUUGAUGACAAGACAGUCAGAAGAGCGUUUGUUAGAAAGAUGCUCAGCAUCCUGACUCUCCAGCUGCUGUUCACCUUCAGUGUGGUGUGUGUGUUCACCUUCUCUGGAGGUAAGGUGGAGCAGAUCAACCUGUUGGCCUACUUCAGCUCCUUCAUCAUCUUCCUCGUGCUCACGAGCGCCCUUACCUUCAGCAAGUCCUUCAGUCGGCGUCACCCCUGGAACACCGUGGCACUGGUUGUGGUCAUCCUGAGCUUAUCAUACAUGGUGGGAACCAUCGCCUGCUUCCACGACACCACUGAUGUCGCCAUAACUUUGGGAGCAACGCUGGUCAUUUCUCUGGCAAUCAUUGGAUUCUCUGAACAGACUGAUGAUUUCAACAUUUGGUUCGGUGUUCUGCUGAUUCUGACUGUGGACGUGAUCGUGUUUGUGUUCUUGCAACUUCUACGAGAAGGUGUGACGGUGAGACGGUGA
This is a messenger RNA of Cottoperca gobio, 801 nucleotides long. Its product is annotated as protein lifeguard 1. The coding region runs from base 103 to 801 and encodes 232 amino acids. Lineage: Eukaryota; Metazoa; Chordata; Actinopteri; Perciformes; Bovichtidae. The record is from RefSeq and is a predicted model, not a curated record. Gene Ontology annotation, cellular component: Golgi apparatus; endoplasmic reticulum; membrane. Gene Ontology annotation, biological process: negative regulation of apoptotic signaling pathway. The transcript has 5 exons.